GUUCCUUUUCCGCUUUCGCGUUGAUAAGUCGGUGAGUGAAUCGUGUCACAGAAUUUCAGAUCAGUAUACAAUAAACAUCCACCAUGGGUAAGGGAAAUAAUAUGAUUCCAAAUGGCCAUUUCCACAAGGAUUGGCAACGAUAUGUAAAGACUUGGUUUAACCAGCCAGCGAGAAAAAUCCGCCGUAAGCAAAAACGUGUCAAGAAGGCACGAGCUCUCGCACCCAGGCCUGUAAAUCUUUUGAGACCUGUUGUACAUUGCCCGACAUUCCGUUACCACACUAAAGUUCGUGCUGGUAAAGGUUUCACAUUGGCUGAAUUGAAAGCUAGUGGUCUAAACAGGAGAUUUGCCAAAACAAUUGGCAUUGCAAUUGACCCUCGUCGUCGUAAUAAAUCUAUCGAAUCUUUACAAACAAAUGCUCAACGUUUAAAGGAGUAUAAGUCUAAAUUGAUUCUCUUCCCGAUAAAUGAAAAGAAACCUAAGAAGGGUGAUGCAACUGAAGAAGAGAGGAAACUAGCAGUGCAAAUCAAGGGAGAUCCUAUGCCGAUUCGUCAUCAAGCACCUGCUAAGGCAAAGGCUCGUCCUAUUACUGAGGAGGAAAGUAAAUUCUCAGCAUAUGUAACUCUUCGUAAGGCAAGAGCAGAUGCACGAUUAGUUGGCAUUCGUGCAAAACGUGUUAAGGAUGCUUCAGAAAAUCCUGAUGAAGUGACAAAAGUUGCUAAGGACAAGAAAGUUAAAAAAUAAAUUUUUUUUCUGUAUAAAAAUAAAACUUUCCUGUAACGGAUAAUAA
Molecule: messenger RNA, 789 nt
Organism: Cataglyphis hispanica
Lineage: Eukaryota; Metazoa; Arthropoda; Insecta; Hymenoptera; Formicidae
Gene: RpL13
Product: 60S ribosomal protein L13
Exons: 4
Coding region: 84-743 (219 amino acids)
Biological process (GO): translation
Cellular component (GO): cytosolic large ribosomal subunit; ribosome
Molecular function (GO): RNA binding; structural constituent of ribosome
Source: RefSeq, a predicted model, not a curated record